AUGUCUUCUUUGUAUGAGUUGCCUGCAUCUUUGUUCAAUAUGUUUUCUUUCUCUGAGUUUCCUGCGUCUUUUCAUGGUGCAAAAUUUGUAGGGAGUGGGUCUUAUGUUCCAUCAACGCCUACGCUAUGUGCACUCAUAGUUUUCUUGUGGGUUUUGUAUAGAUUUACCAUGCAAAGGCAAAAUACAUCAAGUUUGAGAUUGCCCCCUGGACCGUUUGCAUGGCCCAUUAUUGGAAAUUUGAACCAGCUGAAAAAGCUUCCCCAUCGUGAUCUUCAAGAACUUGGUAAGAAAUAUGGGCCCAUCAUGAUGUUGAAAUUGGGUUCUGUUCCCACUGUUGUGGUCUCUUCUUCUGCCAUGGCUAAGGAGUUCUUGAAAACUCAUGAUGUAGUUUUUGCCAGCCGUCCUCUUUCUGCUGCGGGAAAAUACAUUGGAUAUGAUUUCCAGGACGUGGUAUUGUCUCCUUAUGGGCCUUAUUGGAGACACAUGAGGAAACUGUGCGUUGUAGGAUUGCUGAAUACAAAAAGGAUCGAGUCUUUCAGAUGUGUACGAGAGGAAGAGGCGCAUCUCCUUGUUCGUUCAGUGUGGGAGAUGUCUAGGCAAGGAAGGAAGCCUGUUAAUCUCACCAAGAUGUUUUCAUCGUAUGCGCUGGCAACCAUGUGGCGAAUCCUUUCGGGGAACAAAUACUCUUUUCAUGGUGAUGUUCAUCUGGGUGAUGGUGGUGAAGAGAUAAUGAAGAUGGCUGCAGAGGUUGCAACUCUAAUGGGAGAAGUCAAUAUUGGGGAGUUCGUUCCUUACUUAGACUGGAUGGACUUGCAAGGAGUGAAGCGACGCAUGAAAAAACUGCACAAUUCCUUUGAUGGAGUGGUGAAAAAAAUUAUAGAGGAGCACCAGCAGCGCAGGAGGGAGUUCCACAAGGAGUCUGAGACUAAGGACAUCAUUGACGUGCUCUUGGAAAUGGAGAGUCUUGAUGGAAGGGAAAUCACAGAGGAAAACAUCAAAGCCAUUGUUUUUGAUAUGUUUGUGGCUGGAGUUGAAUCGACGUCUACUACAUUAGGUUGGGUGAUGAGUUUGGUGAUAAAAAACACCGUGGUUGCAAAGAAAAUGCAGGAGGAAAUCGAAUCAGUAGUGGGCAGAGAAAGGAUAGUGAAUGAAGAUGAUGUAGUAAGCAUGGAGUACGUGCAGUGUGUGGUGAAGGAGACUCUGAGGUUAUAUCCCGCAGUACCAUUGAUGAUUCCACAUGAAUCCACAGAAGAUUGUACAGUUGGUGGGUACUUCAUUCCUGAGAGAAGUAGGCUCAUUGUCAAUGCUUGGGCCAUUGGAAGAGACCCAUCGUUGUGGGAAGAUCCUCUGGAAUUCAGACCAGAGAGGUUUAUGGGUAAAGAUGUUGAUCUUGCGAGGGGCAAAGACUGGUUUGAUAUGGUGCCUUUCGGGGCAGGAAGGAGAGGAUGCCCGGGGGCGAACAUGGCGAUUGUGAACAUCAAUCUUCUUUCGGCUCAGCUGCUUCACUGCUUUGAAUGGAGUGUGGAAGGGGAUUUGGAUAUGAGCGAACAAGGUGGAGCGUCCAUUCCCAGAAAUGCUGAUCUUGUAGCUCUUCCUCGUUUCAGGCUCGCCACCUGCCUCUAA
This is a messenger RNA of Cryptomeria japonica (Japanese cedar), 1623 nucleotides long. Its product is annotated as cytochrome P450 750A1-like. The transcript is spliced from 2 exons. Gene Ontology annotation, molecular function: iron ion binding; oxidoreductase activity, acting on paired donors, with incorporation or reduction of molecular oxygen; heme binding. The record is from RefSeq and is a predicted model, not a curated record. NCBI's taxonomy places the organism in Eukaryota, Viridiplantae, Streptophyta, Pinopsida, Cupressales, Cupressaceae. The coding region runs from base 1 to 1623 and encodes 540 amino acids.